CUCAAUGUUUGGGUUGGGAGACUGAAAAAAAAAAAACAGAACUUCAUCCUUCAUGUCUGAUCGAGUCACUGCAGAUAAAAAAUGUUUUAACAAACAUUUGUAGUUUUUGUCGAAGUGCUUUGAUGUCGAAGUGUGCUACAUGUGCAAAAAGAAAAACUAAGUAUUAAAUUCAUUGUAGCUUCCAUCACAUGGUCUAACUGAACGGUUUUCUACUUUGCUGAACAAAUGGGUUGGUAGGACUUGUAUAAAUUCUGAGCUGCGUGAGAAUGACAAAAAAAUCACUCUCCUUUGAGGUUGGUGUGGUUUGAGAAAGGAGAAUUCAGGAGAUGGCAGGUGGGUCUUUCACAACUGGUGCUGUGUCCAAGGAGAGAGCAGAACAAUACAAGGGAAGAGUCACCCCUUUUGUCAUCGUCGCUUGCAUUGUUGCUGCCACUGGGGGGUCUCUCUUUGGCUAUGAUAUUGGGAUUUCAGGUGGUGUUACAUCCAUGGAUGACUUCCUUAAAGAGUUCUUCCCUGCAGUGUACAGACAGAAAUUGCAUGCACAUGAAAAUAACUACUGCAAGUACGACAAUCAGGGUCUUGCUGCGUUCACCUCUUCUCUGUACAUUGCUGGUUUAAUUGCAUCCUUGAUGGCAUCUCCUGUGACAAGAAAGUAUGGUCGUCGAGCAAGUAUCAUAGGUGGUGGUAUUAGCUUUCUGAUUGGAUCAGCCCUGAAUGCUUCAGCUGUGAACCUCACAAUGCUGAUAUUAGGCCGGGUCAUGCUUGGUGUUGGCAUUGGAUUUGGAAAUCAGGCUAUUCCGCUUUAUUUGUCAGAGAUGGCACCGACACACCUUCGAGGUGGUCUGAACAUGUUGUUUCAAGUUGCAACCACUCUUGGGAUUUUCACAGCUAACAUGGUCAAUUAUGGAACACAAAAGAUCAAACCUUGGGGUUGGAGGCUGUCUCUAGGCUUGGCUGCAGUACCAGCUCUUUUGAUGACAGUGGGAGGGAUAUUUCUCCCUGACACUCCAAAUAGCUUAAUCGAACGAGGAUUGAUGGAAAAAGGAAGGAAGCUGCUAGAAAAAAUCAGAGGAACCAACGAAGUUGAUGCCGAGUUCCAAGAUAUGGUUGAUGCAAGCGAGUUGGCAAACUCAAUAAAGCAUCCAUUUCGUAACAUCCUUGAAAGAAGGUACAGACCAGAGUUGGUGAUGGCAAUCUUCAUGCCCACCUUUCAGAUUCUCACUGGCAUAAAUUCCAUUCUCUUCUAUGCUCCGGUUCUGUUUCAAAGCAUGGGAUUUGGAGGAGAUGCAUCACUCAUCUCGUCAGCCUUGACCGGUGGAGUUCUUGCUGGUUCAACAUUCAUUUCCAUAGCAACAGUAGAUAAGUUGGGCAGGCGAGUUCUUCUUAUCAGUGGCGGAGCACAAAUGAUCACAUGCCAGGUUAUAGUGGCCAUAAUUUUAGGGGUGAAGUUUGGAGCAGACCAAGAACUGUCAAAAGGGUUUUCAAUAUUGGUGGUUGUGGUGAUUUGCCUAUUUGUUGUUGCUUUUGGGUGGUCAUGGGGUCCACUUGGGUGGACAGUUCCUAGUGAGAUAUUUCCAUUGGAAAUCAGGUCAGCUGGGCAAGGCAUCACAGUUGCAGUGAAUCUUCUGUUUACUUUUAUAAUAGCACAGGCCUUCCUUGCUCUUCUCUGCUCAUUCAAGUUUGGGAUCUUCCUCUUCUUUGCUGGGUGGAUUACCAUCAUGACCAUCUUUGUUUAUCUCUUUCUACCUGAAACCAAGGGGAUUCCCAUUGAAGAGAUGUCUUUUAUGUGGAGGAAGCACUGGUUCUGGAAAAGGAUAUGCCUCAACUGAUGUUAGUAUCUCAAAAUCUUCAUCAGGAUUGUUUAUCAAUAAUUAUAACAUCAGAUAGUAAAAUAUAAAAAUUAUCUUUUUACACCA
Messenger RNA from Vigna angularis (adzuki bean), 1916 nucleotides. RefSeq names its product sugar transport protein 7. Gene Ontology annotation, biological process: monosaccharide transmembrane transport. Bases 327 to 1829 code for a protein of 500 amino acids. The transcript is spliced from 4 exons. Gene Ontology annotation, cellular component: membrane. Gene Ontology annotation, molecular function: monosaccharide transmembrane transporter activity. Lineage: Eukaryota; Viridiplantae; Streptophyta; Magnoliopsida; Fabales; Fabaceae. The record is from RefSeq and is a predicted model, not a curated record.